AUUGAAAAUAAGUAAUAAAUAUCCGAAAUUUUGGAAAAUUUCCCUAUUUUUUCCUUGAAAAUGCUCGUGCUCGAGCAAAUUACUAAAAUGCGUUCUCGCGCAUUUGAGCAAAUGCUCAUCGUGCUGUUGCGCGCAUUUGAGCAUGCCAUCCCUAGUGUCUUAUGUACACCACCCAUAAGACACCUUUCUACAUCCGGUCACAACUGAACUCCUAAGGUCAUUCGUCAUUCACCAGUCCGUCUGGCUUUCUAAGGUCGUCUCUCUGUCUGUCUGUCCUCUCAAGAUGAUUGACUUGUGUGUCUAGGCUCCCAAGGUCAGUCAAUCUAAAUAGUAAAAGGUUAAAGGUCGUAAGAUUCCGACAGACUCGGUGAGACUGAUAGCGAUCCUAGCGAUAAAAAUUGUUACUAAUGGUGACAGCCAAAAUAAGGAAAUAACCUGGCUAAUUUCUCAAUUGAUUCGUGAUUGUGAUAUGAGAAAUUUUUUUAUCAAAAAUUUUUUUCCUAUGGAUGGAGGAAACGUGAAUUUAUUUUAAAAGUUAGUCUCAUUUCAGCGAAUUUUUACGUAUUUUAUCAAUUAAUUAUUGUAAUGUUGACCAAUAUUGACUAACUGAAACCUCGAUUCAUCGCCAUCACCCUCCAGAGUUGAAGUUUCCUUCGCAUUGAAAUCAUAAAUCUUUCACAACAGCAGGUACAAAGUACUCUGAUACUGAAUCCGUAAUCAUGUCGGCGACAUCUCCGUUAAUGGUGCGAAAAAGAGGAGCCAAAGUAAAUCCAAAACAGAAAAAAAUAUUACUACAGUCGAUGGCCGAUAAUCCUUUGAUAUAUUCGCGUAAAAUAACCGCCGAUUUCACCAUUUACCAUCAUAAAGCAUUUUGGCGAAAUAUGUGCGCUGUUUUGAACGUCUUCGGUCCGCCGAGAAAGACGGUCGAGUGUUGGAAAAAGGCUUGGAAAGAUAUCAGAGCUCGAUAUCAGAAAACGGGCAUCGAUUUGAAAGAAAUCAUCAUCAACUCUUCCCAAUGCGAUCAUAUUGUGAUUGAUACGAAACUUUUGUUAGAUAAGGCUGAUCAGAUUUCCACGUUGACCAAAGGAAAAGUUGAUAUUGAGCAAGCUCUUCGUGAAGCUAUUCUAUCCGAAGGAAGUGGUUUCACCGAAUUUUUAUUAGCUGACAUGAACGUAUCAAACAUCAAAGGCAGGCUGUCUUCGCAUGACAAUGUAUCGAAAAUUGAACUCGACGAAAACCGAUCUGUUUUUAAUCUUGUCAACGAGAACGAAGAAAUUGAAAGCGACGAUCUACGUGAUCUGAAAUCGGAAAAAUCCGAUGACGAUGAUUUAUGUGAAAUCGCUUACGAAGAAGUGCUAGAAGAAUCAGAUACAGACGAUGUGAAUUAUUCCGAUAUAACGACGAAUCAUUCUGGCCCAUCAUUAAAAAGAAAAUCAGAUUCGAAACACAACUGUUUUUCAUCAGCUGAUGAAUCCGAAGAAGAAGAAAUAUUAAAACAUAAUUCAGUUAAAAAACCCAAACUGCCAGCUCAAUCUUCAUCAUCAAAUAUGUUGCCUUCUAGUUCGAAUGUUUCUCAUAAGACUGAAUCAAACAACGUGCAGAAUUCUUCUUCGGUGCUGAACGAUCUGCUUGCUGAGUUACGUCAACAUAAUAAAAUCCAAAGUGAGAAAUUAGCGUUUGAUAAAACUCGUUUCGAAACCAAAAAACGAUUACGAGAGCAAUCUCUGGUCGUGAAAAAAGAUUUAGCCGAAGCUAAUAAAUUAUUAGCUAAAAGUGUCAAAACUUUCAUUGAUAAUAUCUCAUUCAACACGUGAUACGUCCUUGAUGGAUCUUCGCAUUCCUUCUUAUUCGAAUGGAUGAUUUGGGAAUUUCUUCCGAAAUGAUGAAUUUUUGUGGUUGUGCCAUCCAAAGGUUCUUUGUACAGUGUCCCAUGUUACCUUAAGAUGGAUAUAUUCUUUUGUUCAUCAUCAUUUGACUUGACGUUGGGUUCGGAUUUACUCUAUUUUGUCCUUGGUUCGAUUUUUAUUGAAGAUGCUGGUUGGUGAAGGUUCGAUGUUGAUGUUGACUGCCGUCCUUUGUGAAUUGUGAUCUUCAUAAAUAUUAUUAGGCUAAUUGGUGUUAUUUUUUUUCAUUUUUUUUUUCAAUUAUCAACUAAGAAUGUACGAAAAAAUACACUUGUUCAUUUUUUUCUUCGUA
Planococcus citri (citrus mealybug) is the source of this 2196-nucleotide messenger RNA. RefSeq lists its product as uncharacterized. NCBI's taxonomy places the organism in Eukaryota, Metazoa, Arthropoda, Insecta, Hemiptera, Pseudococcidae. The transcript is spliced from 6 exons. The coding region runs from base 720 to 1814 and encodes 364 amino acids. The record is from RefSeq and is a predicted model, not a curated record.